This is a messenger RNA of Ziziphus jujuba (common jujube), 1217 nucleotides long. RefSeq lists its product as uncharacterized. Bases 436 to 993 code for a protein of 185 amino acids. Gene Ontology annotation, biological process: GPI anchor biosynthetic process. The transcript has 7 exons. Gene Ontology annotation, cellular component: glycosylphosphatidylinositol-N-acetylglucosaminyltransferase (GPI-GnT) complex. The record is from RefSeq and is a predicted model, not a curated record. Lineage: Eukaryota; Viridiplantae; Streptophyta; Magnoliopsida; Rosales; Rhamnaceae.
AUUUAUGAGGUUAAAAAUGAAAAAGUGCCCUGGCUCUUUCUUCCUUUCUUCUCUACUCUUUUAGUUUUUUCAUUCCUCUUGUUUACUUGUUUAUCCUUCGUCUUCAAUGGAAGAUCAAUGAUUUCCACUGGGAAACUUCAACCUAAUCUUUAACAAUAUUUCCCCAAAGGGGACAAAGGUUAACGUUUUCCUGCGUGAUUUGAGGGAAAUUGGCGCAAGAAAUUAAUACAAAUGGAGUUACUUUUUGUAAUUUAGUGGAUGAGCCUUGGGUAAUUUCUCGUGCUUUAUUAGUCCAAGAUCCUACUCUUCCUCUACCAAGACAACGACUUGGCUCCACUUGCUUUCUGGGUUUUUUUUUUUUUUCCAGCUUCUUCAUGAUAUUGUGCCGCGGUGAACAUUAGCAAAGAGGUUUAUGCAUCAGUUAUAUGAAUAGGAAUGUUGGAUUCUUCUAUAACUAGUUCUAGAUAUACUUACACCCGUGAUCACAAAUGGCCAUCCAAAGCUGUUGACAAACACCAAAUUGCCAUUCGAAAAUGUGGCGCAAAGGGUUUUUUUGUAUAUAUCACUGCUCUGCUUAUUUUAGCUAGUGCCUUCUAUUUUUACUUGGUUAAGGAAUAUUCAAUUACCAUUGUUUACUGGAGCUUUCUUUUAGAUGCAUUCCUUGUCAAGUGGUUGCUUCGAAAGCCUGUUGAGAAAGAGGUAGUCGUGGUUAUGCCAGCUUUUGGAGUUCAACUUGAAACUCACUAUGCUAGUGGAAAAGUAUCCCGCGAGUUUGUUCCUGUGGACAAGAUUUUGAAGCCUGUGUUACUAGAAUGUGUGACACCAGUUACUUGUUAUUGGAGUCUGUCUUUGAUUGUACGUGGAGAAGAAGAACUGGAGUCAGUUUUUAAGGAAUUACGUCCCCCAGCAAAAAUGUUGGUACCCAUCUGGAAGGCCUUGUGCGCGGCUACUGGUAAUAAAGAAAGCUUGGAUGAAUCUAGAGAUGAUGGUUAAUGGAGAUCAUAAUUUUAGACCAAAAAGCAAAAACUGUUGUCCCAUUAGGCCUUUUGUGUGGCUAUUUUUUUUUUUUUUCAUUUUUUUUAAAAAAAAAGAACUAUAGCUUUUAUGUUACUCUUGGUUUUAGAAAGAAAGAAAGAAGUUAUAAUUUAUGGAUUUAAUUUUAAAAGUACUUAAAUUUUAAAGAGAAAAAUUGGACGGGCAGGUGCCCUCUAAGUCUA